Molecule: messenger RNA, 1004 nt
Organism: Brassica napus (rape)
Lineage: Eukaryota; Viridiplantae; Streptophyta; Magnoliopsida; Brassicales; Brassicaceae
Product: ras-related protein RABA1a
Exons: 2
Coding region: 176-847 (223 amino acids)
Cellular component (GO): endosome
Molecular function (GO): GTP binding; GTPase activity
Source: RefSeq, a predicted model, not a curated record
UAAUCAUCAACAAAAAAAAAUCUUAUUAAAAAUUCAAAAAAAGAAGCAUAAGCGAUUCUGAGCCCCGACAAAAGCUUUUCAUCGUCAUUAUCUGAAUCAUUAUCAUCAGAAACAAAACAAACAGUAAAGCAAAGCAAACAAAAAAAAUCAUUCGAUCCUCUCUCUCUCCCAUCUCAUGGCUGGUAGCUACAAAGUCGACGAAGAGUACGAUUACCUCUUCAAGCUCGUCUUGAUCGGAGACUCCGGCGUCGGCAAAUCGAAUCUUCUCUCGAGAUUCACAAAGAACGAGUUCAACCUCGAAUCAAAGUCUACCAUCGGCGUUGAGUUCGCUACCAAGACACUCAGAGUCGACAGCAAAGUCGUCAAAGCUCAGAUCUGGGAUACUGCUGGUCAAGAGAGAUACCGAGCGAUCACAAGCGCUUACUACAGAGGAGCUGUAGGUGCGUUACUCGUCUAUGACGUGACAAGGCACUCUACGUUUGAGAACGCAGCGAGAUGGCUAAGGGAGCUACGAGGGCACACGGAUCCGAACAUUGUUGUGAUGCUUAUAGGUAACAAGUGCGAUCUGCGUCACUUGGUGGCGAUUAAAACAGAGGAAGCUAAAGCCUUUGCUGAGAGAGAGUCUCUCUAUUUCAUGGAGACGUCGGCGUUGGAUGCGACCAACGUUGAAAACGCCUUCACCGAAGUGUUGGCUCAGAUUCAUAAGAUAGUGAGCAAACGAAGCGUUGAUGGAACCAACAGAGAAGGAGAAGGAGGGUCUUCGUCUGGUUUGCCAAAGAAAGGAGAGACGAUUAAUGUUAAAGAAGACGGAUCGGUUCUUAAGAGAAUGGGUUGUUGCUCUAACUAGAGUGUGAUUGUAGAUUUGGUUUGGUCUUGGUUAGGGUGGCUCUUGCAAUAAAACAAAAAGAACUUUGGCCUGUAAGGGCUUUUAAAAUUGAACUUUGGCCUGUAAGGCCCAUGAGCCUGAGAAACAUACCAUAGAGAUUGAAGGUCUCUUAUCUGAA